Messenger RNA from Lagopus leucura (white-tailed ptarmigan), 1862 nucleotides. It is a transcript of the gene GLRA2, whose product is annotated as glycine receptor alpha 2. Gene Ontology annotation, cellular component: synapse; postsynaptic membrane; plasma membrane. The coding region runs from base 1 to 1359 and encodes 452 amino acids. Lineage: Eukaryota; Metazoa; Chordata; Aves; Galliformes; Phasianidae. The record is from RefSeq and is a predicted model, not a curated record. The transcript is spliced from 9 exons. Gene Ontology annotation, molecular function: extracellularly glycine-gated chloride channel activity; transmembrane signaling receptor activity; transmitter-gated monoatomic ion channel activity. Gene Ontology annotation, biological process: nervous system process; signal transduction; chloride transmembrane transport.
AUGAACCGGCAGCUAGUGAAAAUUUUGACAACCUUAUUUGCAUUUUUCUUAGAGACAAACCAUUUCAGGACGACUUUCUGUAAAGAACAUGAUUCAAGAUCUGGAAAAUCCCCCUCACAGACCCUGUCUCCUUCAGAUUUUUUGGACAAACUGAUGGGGAGGACAUCAGGGUAUGAUGCUAGAAUCAGACCAAAUUUUAAAGGUCCUCCAGUAAACGUUACUUGCAAUAUUUUUAUCAACAGUUUUGGAUCAGUCACAGAAACCACAAUGGACUACAGAGUGAACAUUUUUUUGAGACAGCAGUGGAACGAUUCACGCCUGGCUUACAGCGAAUAUCCUGAUGAUUCCCUGGAUUUGGAUCCCUCCAUGCUGGACUCUAUUUGGAAACCAGAUUUGUUUUUUGCCAAUGAAAAGGGAGCAAACUUCCAUGAUGUCACAACAGACAAUAAGCUGCUAAGGAUUUCUAAGACUGGAAAAGUGUUGUACAGUAUCAGGCUUACUUUAACCUUAUCAUGUCCCAUGGACUUGAAGAAUUUUCCUAUGGAUGUACAGACAUGCACAAUGCAGCUAGAGAGCUUUGGCUACACCAUGAAUGAUCUGAUUUUCGAGUGGCUGAGUGAUGGACCUGUGCAAGUUGCAGAAGGUUUAACCUUGCCACAGUUUAUUUUGAAAGAAGAUAAAGAACUUGGUUAUUGCACAAAACAUUACAACACUGGAAAGUUUACAUGCAUUGAAGUCAAGUUUCAUUUGGAGCGUCAGAUGGGAUACUAUUUAAUCCAGAUGUACAUUCCUAGCCUGCUGAUUGUCAUUUUGUCCUGGGUUUCUUUCUGGAUCAACAUGGAUGCUGCUCCAGCAAGAGUCGCAUUGGGUAUCACUACAGUUUUGACAAUGACCACUCAAAGUUCAGGAUCGAGAGCUUCCCUUCCAAAAGUCUCCUACGUAAAAGCUAUUGACAUCUGGAUGGCCGUGUGCCUUCUCUUUGUCUUUGCUGCAUUACUGGAAUAUGCAGCAGUCAAUUUUGUUUCACGGCAGCACAAGGAGUUUCUGAGGCUUCGAAGAAGGCAAAGAAGACAAAACAAGGAAGAUGAGGUUGCUCGUGACAGUCGAUUCAAUUUCAGUGGGUAUGGCAUGGGUCACUGUCUCCAAGUCAAAGACGGCGCAGCAGUCAAGGCUACUCCACCAAACCCACCUCCAGCACCACCAAAGGAUUCAGAUUCCAUCAAAAAGAAGUUUGUUGACCGUGCAAAAAGGAUUGAUACAAUAUCCCGUGCUGCAUUCCCACUCGCCUUCCUCAUUUUCAACAUCUUUUACUGGAUUACAUACAAAAUUAUACGGCAUGAGGACAUUCACAAGAAGUAGGAAACUGGUGUGCCAGGAUUUGUCAGCCAAAGUGAACCACAUGUAAAUAAACAAUGAAAUGUCUCUGUUAUUUGGAUAAAGGGUUUCUUUUUCCCCUCAGGACUCUGAAGAGAAAAUGAAAAAGGAAAAGAAUUAUAGAAGGAAAUGUGAUUGCAUGAAACAAUAUACCUGAGACCAGUCAAUAAGAGUUCCCCUUAUGUACUGUCAGUGUUCUUCUGCCAGAUUCAGCAUUGACCAGACAUCUGUAAAAGGGGCCAAAUUUUACUCAACUUUAUCACCAAGAUACUAUUGCUUGAAACAAAAGAGAAUCAGAAAACAAACAGCGCUCCUAAAACAUCUACCAAGAGACUGUGGUGGCUACAGUGCAGUGAGUUAUAAGAGGACCAAACUUUUUCAGGAUAAUGUUGCCUUUCUAUUUGAAACAAGUCUACUGAGCUACAUUCCAUAACCAUGUCUGUAGUUAGUGGUUUCACCAAGGAGUCCUUUUGUGGGUUGUAAAUUAU